AUGACAUGUGUCAGGCUGUUGUUUGACGAGUUUGAGGAACAGAUUUCUCAGUUUUGGCACAAACUCCCAGUGGUUGCCCUGGUGCACAUACGGAAGGUGCGUUGUUGUUGGUUAGUCUGUGUUGAGGUUCCUUCAGACACUGAAGCUUUACAUGGGACCAACAUGAAACUCACUUGCAUUUCCUGCAUGAAGAGAGAAGAAGUCAAUACAGACACUAUGGUUGAAUGGACCUACGUCACCAAUGAUGGGAAGGAGAUAGCAAUUUAUGAGUACAACGGAGAGCCACGAGAGCUAAAAGGACCUUAUCAGGGCAGGAUUCUGUGGAAUGGAAGUAAAGACCUACAAGAUGUAUCCAUAACCAUAGUGAAUGUUACACUAAACGACAGCGGUCUGUACCGGUGCACGAUCAAACGGUAUUUUAAUUAUGAGAUACACAGACCCUCUGUGACAGAUGUGAAAGAAGUGCAGCUAACAGUACAUGAAGACGCCCUUGAAGAUUUUACAGCAUACAUUUCAGAAAUCAUGAUGUAUCUUCUCCUUGUUUUCCUCACUUUAUGGCUUGUUAUAGAAAUGAUAUACUGCUAUAGGAAGAUCCUGAAAUCAGAAGAAGCUGCACAAGAAAAUGCAACAGACUACCUGGCGAUACCUUCCGGAAACAAAGAGAAUCACUCCACAGUUCCUGUGGAGGAGUAGGAAUGUAUUGAAUUUUGACAGUGGAUAACUUGGUUCUGCAAUCCCUAGGAUGAUCAGCCACUUGCAUUAUGACGGACUGAAUUUUUGGAAAAGGAGA
Molecule: messenger RNA, 790 nt
Organism: Rhincodon typus (whale shark)
Lineage: Eukaryota; Metazoa; Chordata; Chondrichthyes; Orectolobiformes; Rhincodontidae
Product: sodium channel subunit beta-3
Exons: 7
Coding region: 1-693 (230 amino acids)
Biological process (GO): sodium ion transport; ventricular cardiac muscle cell action potential; regulation of heart rate by cardiac conduction
Cellular component (GO): voltage-gated sodium channel complex
Molecular function (GO): sodium channel regulator activity
Source: RefSeq, a predicted model, not a curated record